Myxocyprinus asiaticus (Chinese sucker) is the source of this 1346-nucleotide messenger RNA. RefSeq names its product SLAM family member 5-like. The coding region runs from base 51 to 860 and encodes 269 amino acids. NCBI's taxonomy places the organism in Eukaryota, Metazoa, Chordata, Actinopteri, Cypriniformes, Catostomidae. The record is from RefSeq and is a predicted model, not a curated record. The transcript is spliced from 6 exons.
CAAAUUUCCUGCUGUAUAAUAUCAGAGCACUCAACAAACUAUCAAAGAAAAUGGCUCCUUCUGUUGUUUUGUUCUGUUUGGGCUUAUGCCUUCCAGUUGGUGUGUUUGGUGAAAUGAAGUCUGUGUCAGUGAUGGAGGGAGAUUCUGUCACUCUACACACUUAUAUGACUGAAAUUAGUGAUGAUGAACUGAUUCUGUGGACGUUUGCAACUGAAAACACUUCAUUAGUUGAAAUCAAUAUACUGGCCAACAGCAUCACUGUAUAUGAUGGUGUUGAUGAGAGAUUCAGAAACAGACUGAAGGUGAAUAAUCAGACUGCAGAUCUCACCAUCACAAACACCACAAUCACACACUCUGGACUUUAUCAACUAAAGACUAUCAGCAAUUCGAGCAAGAGCUUCAGUCUUACUGUCUAUGCUCGUCUGCCCAUUCCUGUGAUCACCAGUAACUCUUCUCAAUGUUCUUCAUCAUCUGAAAAUUCAUCUAAUUGUGUGUUGGUGUGUUCAGUGGUGAAUGUGACACAGGUGACUCUCUCCUGGUACAAAGGAAACAGUUUAUUCUCCUCCAUCAGUGUGUCUGAUCUCAACAGCAGUCUCUCUCUACCUCUGGAGGUGGAAUAUCAGGAGAACAACACCUACAGCUGUGUGAUCAACAAUCCCAUCAGAAACCAGACUAAACAUCUCAGCAUUACUGAAGUCUGUCAGACGUGUUCAGAGACCCUGGUUCGAAUCCCGCUUGGAGCAGUUCAGAACGCUGAAGAGAUAACAUAUGCUGAUCCAACACUCUACAAACGAAAUACACCGAAAAUGGAAGUUAAUGAGGAUGAUCAAGUGGUAUAUGCAGGAGUCGCUGUGAGAUGAUAAUCAAACUGUCUGAGAUUCAGUUUCCUCAUUAAUGAUGUUCUGAAGUCUGUAACUAUGACUCUGUUCAGCUGUUACAUUUUUUGUUGUUGUGCCAUUUAGAGUGAUUUUUGUAGUGUUUCAUGUGACCCUGAAUGUUAAUGUGUGGUUCAUUUAGACUAGAGCUCAAAAUGUCAAAAUGUAUUACCUCAAAAUUCGACUGGGAUUCUAACAGUAAUUCAGCUUUCAACAGUUCUGAUUUUACACAGAUGACAUACUGUAAAAAACUUCCCAAUGUUCAUACCUUUAAUUCCAAAAUUCCAAUCAAAAGCUAUUGUUACAUCUGUAGGCAUAGAUUGUUUGUUGUGUUGGUUUCUCUUUCUCGCUCUAUUUUUCUCUCUAGGUGCAUCUGUGUUUGAUUACACUGUGUAACAAUUUUUUAUUUGUUUUUUGGUUCCUGGGUAGUAAGUGUUAUUUCCUAAUCGCUAAUGCCUCAAAAGUAUAGAA